Messenger RNA from Amphibalanus amphitrite, 2649 nucleotides. Its product is annotated as solute carrier family 22 member 13-like. Bases 144 to 1829 code for a protein of 561 amino acids. The transcript is spliced from 8 exons. Gene Ontology annotation, biological process: transmembrane transport. The record is from RefSeq and is a predicted model, not a curated record. NCBI's taxonomy places the organism in Eukaryota, Metazoa, Arthropoda, Thecostraca, Balanomorpha, Balanidae. Gene Ontology annotation, molecular function: transmembrane transporter activity.
AGCCGGGCGGCCGCCGGCAGCCAGCGCAGUGAGGCGCUGAGCGCAGACGGGGCGGACCGCCGGCGGCCGUCCUAUACAGCCACUGCCCGAGGCGGGAGCACAGCCGAGCGGCACUGUCCCGAGCUCGUCACACACCCGCCACCAUGCCGUCCAUGGAGGAGAAGGCGCGAGAGGCCGGCCGGCUGGAGAAGUGCCCGCGGCCCACGUUCGAGACGCUGCUGGAACAGGUGGGGGCGUUCGGCCUGUACCAGCGUCUGAUGUGUGUGAUGCUGAUCGGCGGCUCCACACUGGUCUGCAGCCUCACCUAUUAUGCCCAGCUGCUGAUGAUGCUGACGCCGCCGCUCUCCUGCCGAGGGGUGCCCGCCGACAGACAGACGGACGGCGGCUGCGCGGUGCUGCCGGACAGCAGCACACAGAGUCUGCUGGACGCAGCGGGGGGCCCCGGCGAGCCCCAGGGCAACGGGUCCACCGGCGCAGGGGCGGCGGCGGACAGCCGCUGCGGCAGCUGGAGUUACGACACCUCCGUGCUCUUUGACACGAUUGCCUCGGAGAACGACUGGGUGUGCCGCGACGCGUGGCGUCCGUUCACUGUGAACGCCGUCUUCUGGGCAGGCAACAUCGUGGGCUCGUGGUUCUGGGGCAUUCUCAGCGAUAGACUGGGCCGCCGUCCGGCGACGCUGGCGUCCUUUCUGGUGUACGCGGCGGGCGGCGCGCUGACACUUGUGCAGCCGUCCAGCUUCGCAGCCAUCCUGCUGGUCCGCUUCCUGGUGGGCUCGGCGCACAACACCGUCAGCCACCUGCCCUACGUGCUGGUGAUUGAGUACUGCGGCUCGGCGUACCGCACGUACCCGCUGAUGUUGCUGAUCGCCUCCUGGGGCCUGGGCGGCCUGCUGCUGCCCUGGAUCGCCUACGCCAUCUGGAACUGGAGGAUCCUGGUGGUGAUCACCAGCGCGCCGCUGCUGCUCGCCCUCGCCCUCUACCGGUAUAUUCCCGAGUCGGCCUCCUGGCUGAUGGUGAACGGCCGCGGAGACGAGGCCCGCGAGGUGCUGCAGUUCGUCGCCUCCGUCAACGGCCGACAGCUGGACGAGGCCGUCUUCUGCGAGGUGAUGGUCGAGAAGCGCGAGGGCGAGCCCGAGCAGCCCACCGAGAGCCUGCUGCACGUGUGGAAACACCCCCGGCUCAUGAAGAACCUGGCGCUGGUCACGCUACUAUGGAUGCUGUCGAACGUGUGUUUCUACGGGCACAGCCAGAACUCAGGUAACCUGGGCAGCUCUGUGUUCGUCUCGUUCUCCCUGGGCGGCGGAGUGGAGGUGGCCGCCGCCCUGCUGGUGCCGCCGCUGCUGCAGCGCUUCGGCAGGCGCUGGCCCAUGGUGACCUUCCUGGUGACCUCAGGGCUCUGCGGCGUGGCCUACGCCGUGGUCGGAAACGCGCUGGCCACGGGCGGCCGGUUAGCGCUGGCGCUGGCCGGCAGGAUGCUCAUUAUGGGCGCAUACAGCACGUGCCUGCAGUACGGACCGGAGCUGUUCCCCACGGUGAUACGAGGACAGAGCCUGGCGCUCUACGAGACCAUGGGCGGCAUCGCCAUCUUCGUCAGCCCGUCCAUCGUCUACCUGCACCAGACAACACCGGGUCUCCCUCUGCUGAUAAUCGGCGCGCUAUCUCUGGUAGCCGGUUCCAUCACCACCCUUCUCCCGGAGACGGGUGGAGGUCACCUGCCUCAGACCCUGUCCGACGGCGACCUGCUCGGCGCCGGGCAGGGACUCUUCGACGCCUGCAGGAAACCCAGGAGCUACACAGACGAGGACUGCAGUGGGGAUGUGAAGGUCUAGGCCCGUUCUCUGCGGAGGGGAUGUGAAGGUUUAGGCGCGUUCUAUGCGGAGGGGAUGUGAAGGUCUAGGCGCGUUCUCUGCGGAGGGGAUGUGAAGGUUUAGGCGCGUUCUCUGCGAGGGGUUGAGGGUUAGGCGCGUUCUCUGCGGAGAGGAUGUGAAGGUCUAGGCGCGUUCUCAGCGCUGUUGCGAUGUGUGAGGUCAGCUGAUUGGUUGGUUGAGUGAUUCGUGAGGAGGAAGGGUUGUACGCAGUGCGCACUGAAAUAUGCUGAGAUGGAGACUUGGCGAACCGUGCGACAGGAUGUGAGCUGUCAGCUAACAUUCCCGAGUUUGUUGCUUUGUUGAUGGGGCCGUUGAUUGAUCAGAAGGUUUCCGUUACUGCCGGGCUAGUGAACUGUGAGGAGGGUCGGUACUUCCGGAGCUGUCUCAUCCAUGUGAUGAUCUGGGGAAGAAAGAACAGCGGAAGAAGCUAAACGCUACUUCUACAGGAGUGCCAAACUUAUCCAAAUGUUGGAAAUGUGUUACAGAUGUGUUGAAUGUUUAUUAAAUAUUCACUGUUGUUGUAGCAUUUAUCCGUCCAAGCUGGGCCGAUAGUCAAAAUUUGGGCCUGCUCAUCGUGCUAAUUUGUCUCGUCGUCCAUAAGGGUGUAAGCUGCAUACGCUAAAUGUCCUACGGGCGUCAUUCUGACCAUCUGUUCAGAGACUGUAGCCCAUUACUUUGUUCAUGAAUAUCAUUUGCUCACUUGUCGAGUUAUAAGUAAAGUAGUUCAAUCACCUCCAUAAGGGGUCGUGUCUUUUGACAAAUACAACGCCAAGAAGCGCUU